AUCCAACAGACUGGGGCGUUGAUUUACGACAGUUUACGACUGUCGCAUUUCAGUGUUUUCCUUUUUCUCAUUUACAGAGAAACGAGCACGCGGAUCGGGUAGUAACACUCUGUCUCACGAAAAAAAAAAAUGCUUACUCUGAGCAAGGAGAGCAAGCAGCGACUGCAGCAGCUUUUCCAGUGCGGACAGUUUGCUAUCCGCUGGGGUUUCAUCCCGACCAUUCUAUACUUGGGGUUUAAAAGAGGAGCUGAUCCAGGAAUGCCAGACCCAACUCUUUUAAGCUUGCUGUGGGGUUGAUUAUAUCUGAUUAAAGCAAGCAUAAUUUUUAGAAGAAAACUCUGACUGUGCCGAGUGAGCAAGCUUUAUGGAAAAUGAAGUUAUGUCCUUCUUGCUUUUGAAAAAUUAUGACUGCUGCAGAAUUUGUUUACAGUAAAUAUUUGAUACUUACAAGGGAAACUCAAAGCAUGUAUUUAUAAGUUGCACAUUAAACAUUGUAUCAAAUAGUACAUUGUGGUACUGUUUGACUUUAUUUAAUAAAUUGUCUAUGUGGCA
Molecule: messenger RNA, 552 nt
Organism: Erpetoichthys calabaricus (reedfish)
Lineage: Eukaryota; Metazoa; Chordata; Cladistia; Polypteriformes; Polypteridae
Gene: tomm7
Product: translocase of outer mitochondrial membrane 7 homolog (yeast)
Exons: 3
Coding region: 130-297 (55 amino acids)
Biological process (GO): protein import into mitochondrial matrix
Cellular component (GO): mitochondrial outer membrane translocase complex
Source: RefSeq, a predicted model, not a curated record